Cinara cedri is the source of this 734-nucleotide messenger RNA. The record is from the annotation of a GenBank genome assembly. NCBI's taxonomy places the organism in Eukaryota, Metazoa, Arthropoda, Insecta, Hemiptera, Aphididae.
AUGUCGGCGGCGCUUUUUGCGGCCGUCGAGGUAAGGACAUAACGUUAAAAAAAAAAAAAAACAACAUUUUUGUAUUUUAUACGGCAUUUUGUUUUGUCGUCAAGGCUGAAUUGGAUUGUUCGUGCGACUGCGGAAAAAUUCCGUGUUCAUGUUGCGACUCGGAACCAUUUUAUGGACCGCCGCCGUCUUCGCCCUCCAAUGUCGCGGCUCGCUGCGGUCAUCCGCCGCCGCCGAGCCCUUGCGCGCCAAUUCCACCACUGCCGACCGUCCAGACUCUUCCGUACGCCCCGUGGCCUAUCUCUUCGCGACAUCCCACCUGCUGCGAUCCGUCCCCGUAUCCCUGCCCUGCGCCGUGCGCUCGACCGCCGCCGUUCCCCUGUCCGGUCCCGUCUACUCUCGUUCCGGCCUACUGUCCGCCACAGCCGUCGUCGUGUGUACCGCAGCCGCCGCCGCCGCCUUGCUCGUUCCCGUCUUCCGGCACGGCGGGCCCCGUUAUUAGCCCGGUCCCGUCGCUGUCCGCGAUCCUCGAAUACUUGACGCAGCAGCCGUCCGCAGCGCCUUCUUGUCCGCCGCCGGUCGCCCGCUCCAAACUGUUAUCCGUCCCGUUGAAACCGCUACCGUCCCCGUGCCCUUGCAAUAGUUGCAGCCGACACCCGGGAUCGCCGCCUCAGUUGGCCGACUCGUCGCUGGGCUACUUACGCCGUCCGCCGACGUUUGCGCCGGGUUGUUAUUGA